AUGAAGGACAGUUCUUUGUCUAACCGAGAUACCAACAAGCUAGAGGCCAUUGCUCAGGAGAUAUAUGUAGACCUAAUAGAGGAUUCUUGUUUGGGCCUCUGCUUUGAGGUACACCGGGCAGUCAAGUGUGACUACUUCUACCCAGAGUUCGAAGAAACUGGCAGCAUGAAGGAUUUUGGCACUCAGCCAGUAGAAGAUAAAGGAGCGUGCUGCCUCCAGCUUUGCUCCCUUCCUGGAGAAUCUGGGAACGGGCCGGAUCAGCAGCUGCAACGCUCACCCAGAGAAUUCUAGUAGCUGCGCCAUGAGAGAGUCAGAGGGUGACCAGGACAAUAACAUAGACCGGUCCUGUGGCUUGGAGAAGUUAGGUAUCUAAGUAGAAAAA
Molecule: messenger RNA, 382 nt
Organism: Leopardus geoffroyi (Geoffroy's cat)
Lineage: Eukaryota; Metazoa; Chordata; Mammalia; Carnivora; Felidae
Product: ataxin-7-like protein 3B
Exons: 1
Coding region: 1-291 (96 amino acids)
Biological process (GO): regulation of gene expression
Source: RefSeq, a predicted model, not a curated record